Messenger RNA from Lutra lutra (Eurasian river otter), 4383 nucleotides. It is a transcript of the gene SPNS2, whose product is annotated as SPNS lysolipid transporter 2, sphingosine-1-phosphate. Gene Ontology annotation, biological process: lipid transport; sphingosine-1-phosphate receptor signaling pathway; transmembrane transport. Gene Ontology annotation, cellular component: membrane. Bases 1923 to 3581 code for a protein of 552 amino acids. The record is from RefSeq and is a predicted model, not a curated record. Lineage: Eukaryota; Metazoa; Chordata; Mammalia; Carnivora; Mustelidae. Gene Ontology annotation, molecular function: sphingolipid intramembrane carrier activity; transmembrane transporter activity. The transcript is spliced from 11 exons.
GGAAGGACACGAGCAUGGCGGUUGCUGUGGAGGAGGACAGAGGAAGGAGAGAACCAGGGUCUGCCUUCCAGGAGCUUUCAGCCUCGGACAUAAAGGAGAAGACCCUUUCCCUGUCCUCGGGAGCACGCAGGCUGGGCGUGGGAAGACGGGGUGGGGCCCCCACAUUCACAGACUUCAUGAUGUGCAAAGGGCUGAGAGUUCUCACCGAAGAGACAGUGGUCUCUGGAACUCCAUGGGGCCAGGGAAGGCUUCCUGGAGGAGGUGGCCCUUGAGCUGGAAAGGCAGGCAGGGAGGUGAGGCUUUUUGUUGGGUGGGAUAGGAAGAGGGCACAAACCCAUGGCAGCAGUAAUGGUGCGGUGUGUGGGCGGGCCCCCAAACGAGGAGAGUGUUUUGGCAGGAAAGGAAGGUAGGGACCAGGUCAUGGAGAACCUCGGAUGCCUCGUUAGAGGGUCUGGUCUCAGUCCUGAGGGCAGGGGUGAGUCACAGGGACACGGACUGGGGAAAGGUGCUGGUGGGCUCUGGAUCACAAUAAAAAAUGGGGCCUGGACCAGAUGCCUCCUGGGGACCUUUGGGCCCUGCCCUGCCCCAGCCAGGGUGCUGGUCCUCUGACCCACCGCGCCACUUCUGGGAUGAAGCCGUGAGUCCAGGACCGCCAUGCCAGCAGCUCUGGAGGUGCAGGAGGGUGGGCGGAGGCGGACGGACGGGUCACCAGUUUGUGGACUCACUGCACGCCUGGUCUGAGCCCCAUGGGGGUCCUUCAUGGCCUUGGCAGUGUGAUUCUGAAGUUGAUUUGGCAGAAGAAACGCUCAGGAACAGCCAAGAACCUGGUGAGAAGUGACCGUGGAAGGGGCUCACCCCCUCGGUCCCCACGGUGCGCUCCCCUAAUCCACACAGUGGGCCGACAGAGACGCCCUUCCCGCGGGGGCCCAGGCUCAGGGACAGGUAUGCCACAUGCGGCUCGGGCAGUGCUGCCAGUCUGUCUGGAUGGAAGGGAGACCGUCUCGCAAAAUCAGUCCAGACAGAUAAAAAUAGAGUGGAAAGCAAAGUAUAAAAGUCCAGGGCUAUAAAUCUGCGUGAGAAGGCCAAAGAACCCGGCAAGACUGCGGGCAGAGGGUGGAGAAGGCCGCCACUCCAGGAGGAGCGGGUGCCCGACUCCCAUCCCUGGGGAAAUGCAAAUCCCAGCGACAAUGAGAUGCUGUUUCACACCCCUCCGAUGGGCAACGGUUGGGAAGGCCGCUGCUACCAAGUGUGAUCAAAGCUGCUACAGGAGCGGUGACAGGGCCCCUCUGGAGAGCAAAGCACCAGGAUUCCUCGGAGCCUGCCAUGUGCGCCCCAGCCACCUACGCGCCCGGGAGAGCAACCCUGGCCCAUGGACACUGCAUGGCACGGUGCUCGUGAGGGGCUGGAGCAGAAGGGGACACGCAGGACGAAGCAGGCGCGUUCCCGCAGAGAGACUUGGCAGCGGGACCGUGAACUGUGUCUGCGUCAAGCCAUGCAAACGGGCUUCCGGAAUGUGUGAAGGAGGGCAAGGCGAAGUGUGGGGCAGGGGGCACGGGACGGACACUUUGGGGUAUGCGUUUUGAAUGCACACGGGGGACACGGGCCGUUCGGUGUCCGGUGUGUGGGGACAAGGUGGCGCCGUGUCACGGGUUUCCGGGGGGGCCGUGGGAUGGCCCCUACCCUCCCGUGCUAAGGACAAUGAGGAGAUCUCUGAGACCCAGCAGAUGGCGCAUUAGGGAGCACUGUCAUCGUCUUGGAUGGGGCAGGCCUUCCUGAGCGAGGUGAGCAGUCCAGAGGCCAGCGGGGGCCAUCGCCGGGCCGGAGAGCAUCGGGUCACACAGACCCCGCGGUCGGAGUAGAAGGAAGGUGACAAACGACGCUCAUCACGUAUGUCGUCAAGGGUCCAAACGCACGAUCCCUAAAUGCUCAUAGAAAUCAGGACAAGACGGCCAGCCAGCAGCAAACACUUCUGGCUGCUGGUCCUGUCCCGGGGGCUGGUGGGCCUGGGAGAAGCCAGCUACUCCACCAUCGCGCCCACCAUCAUAGGCGACCUCUUCACCAAGAACACGCGCACGCUCAUGCUGUCCGUCUUCUACUUCGCCAUCCCACUGGGCAGUGGCCUGGGUUACAUCACGGGCUCCAGCGUCAAGCAGGCGGCUGGAGACUGGCACUGGGCCCUGCGGGUGUCCCCCAUCGUGGGCAUGAUCACAGGCACGCUCAUCCUCAUCCUGGUCCCAGCCACCAAGAGAGGCCACGCCGACCAGCUCGGGGGGCAGGUCAGGGUGCACAGCUCGUGGCUCCGUGACAUGAAGGCCCUGAUCCGCAACCGCAGCUACGUCUUCUCCUCCCUGGCCACGUCGGCCGUGUCCUUCGCCACAGGAGCCCUGGGCAUGUGGAUCCCGUUGUACCUGCACCGCGCUCAGGUCGUGCAGAAGACGGCAGAGACGUGCGGCAGCCCGCCGUGUGGGGCCAGGGACAGCCUUAUCUUCGGGGCCAUCACCUGCUUCACCGGCUUUCUGGGAGUGCUCACGGGGGCGGGAGCCACGCGGUGGUGCCGCCUGCGGACCCAGAGGGCCGACCCGCUUGUGUGCGCGGUGGGCAUGCUGGGCUCCGCCAUCUUCAUCUGCCUUAUCUUUGUGGCGGCCAAGAGCAGCAUCGUGGGCGCCUACAUCUGCAUCUUUGUCGGGGAGACACUGCUCUUUUCUAACUGGGCCAUCACCGCGGACAUCCUCAUGUACGUGGUCAUCCCCACGAGACGAGCCACGGCUGUUGCCCUGCAGAGCUUCACCUCCCACCUGCUGGGGGACGCCGGGAGCCCCUACCUCAUCGGCUUUAUCUCGGACCAGAUCCGCCAGAGCACCAAGGACUCCCCGCUCUGGGAGUUCCUGAGCCUGGGCUACGCACUCAUGCUCUGCCCCUUCGUGGUGGUCCUGGGCGGCAUGUUCUUCCUCGCCACCGCCCUCUUCUUCCUCGGCGACCGCGCCAAGGCUGAGCAGCAGGCUCUCCCACCUUCCCCUGGGGCUGACGAGGUCCCUGCCCGGCACGUCCGGCCAGCCGGCCCCCGAGAUGCGAUGUGCCAGAGCAGUGCCCGGGCCCGGCCGCCGCUGACCCACCACCUUGACCCCCGCCCGUCUCUCCCCCAGGGUGAACCAGCUGGUGAUGCCGCCUGCAUCUGUCAAAGUCUGAGGCCGUGCCUCUGGGACCAUGAAGACCCCUCACUGACACCCUACUUGGGAGGCAUUCCACGGCACCCCAGCCCUGCUGGGCCAUCUCGAAGCUUUGUGUGUGACCUGAGGCUGGGCACCCACCCUCUCUGGUCUGGGGCUGUGGAGUGGCCGUGGCUCCGAGAGGCCGUGUCCUCGGCGAGUGUGGAAGGAUGUGUGUGGGGAAGCCACACGGCUGCACAGACUCCCAGCCCCGGGGCCGGGCUGCAGACCCCCUGGGGCCCGGGACGAAGACCACCUCCAAUCGGCUUAUGGGGAGAGCCUGUCCUGUCCCUGCCUCACAGGGUCCCAGGCAAGCCUCUGCCGUCCCCAGACCAUGGGGCUGGACGGCUGGAUUUCCCCACAUGGCAUCUCUGAAGGCCUAGCGGCUCCUGGAUUGCAGAGAGGAGGGGGGUCCAACCUCACGCUCGGGGACACAGGGAUCACUCUGACCUCGGGGACGAUGGACUCCAGCGGGCAGAGCCGGGUGCCCCGUGGCUGGUCCCUGCGAAGGACACUGGUCUCUGCUGCCUGCCGGACCCCCAUGGGGGCCAGCUGCUGGGGAGCCGGCGUCUCCAGGGGUGAAGACCCUGGCGGCCGCUGCACCCGACCUGUGCCCCAGGCCUGGGUGUGGGAGCCACACGCCCCCCACCCCAGGGGCAGGGCCCAGGGUGCUAGCUGCUGGAGAAAGUAGUCACCCCAUGAAGCUUCCUGUCCCAGAAAAAGGGCCAGGAGCGAGGCCCGCACCCCAGGCCGGCUGCCGCAGUGCUCAGGGGCCCUGCCACCGCCCCCACACCUGCCUGCUGGCGGAGCUCGCCCUACCCUGCCCCACGCGCUCCUGCACACCGGCUGGAAUCGAGGUGCCGGCCCUGACGACGCGCUACCCCGUAGUUAGCUGGCGUGGCUUGUGCGUGUGCAAGCUAGCGGCACCCACUCCUCACCAAGCUCUGGGGCACCUAUGGGGGUGGGACCCCCAAGACCAGCCCGGCCCCAACGGGGGGCCCCAGCGAUGUUUUCUUGUUGUACAAGAACCACGUCCAAGUGUUGCCUCCUCUUCCUUCCGGAAGCCAAACUGCUCCUUUAUUUUUCAGAGCUGCUGAUCGUGAAUCUCAGAGUCUUAAGAGAGAAGCCAAAUAUGUUCCUCUUGUAAAUGAAGGAAUAAACCUAUUUAAAUCACGCC